This is a messenger RNA of Cyphellophora europaea CBS 101466, 2841 nucleotides long. RefSeq lists its product as uncharacterized. Gene Ontology annotation, biological process: regulation of DNA-templated transcription; telomere maintenance via telomere lengthening. The record is from RefSeq and is a predicted model, not a curated record. Gene Ontology annotation, molecular function: zinc ion binding; telomeric repeat DNA binding. Lineage: Eukaryota; Fungi; Ascomycota; Eurotiomycetes; Chaetothyriales; Cyphellophoraceae. The coding region runs from base 1 to 2841 and encodes 946 amino acids. The transcript has a single exon. Gene Ontology annotation, cellular component: shelterin complex.
AUGGCAUCGGGGGUUGUCUACGAGGGUGUCACGCAGCAACAAGACGGUAACGAGACCGAAGUCAGUCAGCGAGCGCCCAAGUUGUUUUCCGGCCUCAAACUAUGGUUUUCUGCGACCGUCCCUCUGAGAUCCUGGCUGAUCGAGAAUGCAAAAGCGAACGGUGCAGAGAUCGUCCCGCUGGACAGACAAGCCGAUAUCCGACUAGUCGAUCAUGCGAGAAGGCUCAACGCACCGGGCACCCAUUCUUAUACGUUCAUCGAACAGUCAAUCAAGAAGGGCAUACGGGAAGAUCUCACUGCACACCGAGUUGGGGUGACUGCUAGCGUUGACAGACCUGUCGGAAGCAUUGUGACUGGACCAAAGGGCACCCGCACUCCUUUCACGGAAGAGGAGGACCAAUUCCUGUGGAACGCCAUCAAACCACUGGAGGCUCGAGGAGGAUCUGUUGCUGGAAAUGAGGUCUACAAGCAGAUUGCCCGUCUAAGGCCACGCCACACGUUUCAGAGCUGGAGGGAUCGCUACCUGAAAAAGGUCCGCCAACAGAACAGAUCGAUCACUGGACAGGUGUCUUUAGAAGCGGAUUUGGCAGACCAAGCUGAUGAAUCCAAUGCAGUGCAGCCACAGGCCGAUGCACCUGCUCAGCGACCGUUGAAGAGACAAAGUCCCCCAUCUCAGGGCUCCCGAAAGCGACCGAGGACUGCUGAUGGUACUCCCGAGGCUCCUGAGAGGUCUGUCGGGGAACCACGCCUGCCACUCUCACCCAUCAGGGUCAAACAGGCUAUAAUGGACCAUAGAAUGCCCAGGAACAAUGGCCCUCUGCCCACCCCUUUAUCACCGUCACGAAACCACAGAGUCAGUUCUACAGUCCCGACUGCAAAUUCACAUUCGGCGAGACCUCCAACGCUGUCGCCAGAAAGGUCACCACGCCGCAAACCACUGUCGACCCGACACCCGAGCGAAACCGUAUCCUCUCCACGUGAACCACGUGAACCACGUAAUACCUCCGCUCCACCGAAGAAAGAUCCUGAUACUGAGCCCAAUGAGUUGCCUGAGACGUAUCCUUUAAAUUUCAGUCCGCAGCACUACGAGAUACUGUUUCGAACCACUCCCGCGAUUCUCGACACCGACAGUGAACAUCUUGGCACCGCUUUCGACAAGGUUGCCGAGACCUACAGCACGCUUGGCCGCACGGGUAAGGACUGGAGGAUCUUCUGGCAAAACUAUGUGCUUCCUAGGUAUUGUCAGCAGUUCAGCGUGGAUAUCAAAACGCUUGACCCAGAGGCUAGAAUUCCCAGUGUCUGGAGUAUACGACGCAUACCGAAGUCGAAGGACGAGGCACCGCCAGAUAUUGAGUGUGCCCAGUGCUAUAUCAAAGAGUCUGUCCAUUGGAGGCAUGACAAACAAGGCCGAACCCUGUGUGACGGCUGUGGAAGUCUCUUGAAGCAAGCACGCUUCCGAAGUCUGUCUGGUGCUCUUUCAGAGCUGCCUGAAGAGGUAGAAGAAAGCCAGGAACAGUCAGAUGCGGGAAACGAGGACGUGGCAUCACUUCAGAAAAAAGCGGCGGUGGUCCCAGCGACAGUGCAUACACACCUUUACUCGGACGCAUGCGUGCAGACAUCACCUAUCCUUGAACCUCAAGAUGCCAGCAUCAAGCAGGAAGAGGGUAAUCAUGAACACGCACCUGACCCACGCCCGCCUGGACCAAAUGAAGCCAGAAAGAGGAGUACCGGGAAAAGCUCUCAGUCUAAUUCUCAAGAGACCGCCGCGUCACAGGAAACAUCAAACGUGAUGGCCCAGGCUAUAGAAGGUGCCACCGAGGAGCCCAGCUCCCCUCGCGAACCAUCAUCCUCGGCAUGGGAGACCAAGCGGGUCAACACGGGAGAAAUCGAGACUCCGCCUACCCCUGAGCACAUACAGGCUCCGGUGGGUAGCUUCUCGGCGCAUGACGUACCAGACAGUCCGCUAUUUGUGCCUCAGGAUAGUGAGAAUGAGCCUAUUCUACCGAGCCCACGCCAAAGCAGUCCCCUCAAUCUGCAAUUCUUUGAGAACGAGUCUCCAUCGAAGAUAUUAUCCUCGUUCUCUCAACGCAAUCGCAGAGCAAGGUCGCCUGCUUCGGAGUCUGGCUACAACUUCGAGACCGCGCCGAGUAUGUCACAAUACUGGGAGACAGCUCCUCAAUCUCCGCAACGUUCAGAGCGCCGCCUCUCCACGCAAGCUCUCUUCGAGCAGCCCACUCUUGCAGCUGAGUCUUCAGAAUUCGACCUACCGGAGCCUGACGGUGGAUGGGAACUUCUUGGCAUCCCUGAGCCAACUCCUUCUGAGAUAAACCUCGACGAUGAAGAGGAUCAAGUGGAUGCCAAUGUGGACAGAGAUGCGUCCGCUUUAGAAGCUGCGCCUGGCCCAGACGUGAUGUCGAUCGACUCUAGUCCCAGCGCGCCCGGCGAAGUCGAUGAGGAACCGCCUGCCAUCAGUCUGUGGCUUGCCGACCAGCGAGACCUAUAUCCACCCAGUACCAUACGUGCCAUCGUCCUCGAACAUCUCCUCUCCAUCGCCAUUGAAGCCACGUCCUUUGACUUUGCCCUUGCCGCCUACAUCAUUCCCGCUAUGAUCAGCGCGAGUAAGACGGAAGAUGGGAGACGAUGCAGGCGAGAGGGACAGUGGAAGCGACUCCUUCCGAAGGCGGAAAAAGGCGUUUGGACAGAACGAGACGAUCGAUCACUGGCUGGAGAUCCGGAUGAUAUGGGUGUUAACGGGGGGGAGAUGGCGCGGUUGCAGAAGAAGCAUGGCGAAGGCGGCGUGCAGGCUCGGAGGGAGUUUUUGAGAGCUUAUGCGGAGGCUUAG